This is a messenger RNA of Chrysochloris asiatica (Cape golden mole), 945 nucleotides long. RefSeq names its product endogenous Bornavirus-like nucleoprotein 1-like. NCBI's taxonomy places the organism in Eukaryota, Metazoa, Chordata, Mammalia, Afrosoricida, Chrysochloridae. The transcript has a single exon. The coding region runs from base 1 to 945 and encodes 314 amino acids. The record is from RefSeq and is a predicted model, not a curated record.
AUGUUCAACCAUGAGCAUCGCUCCCGAUUUCACCCAGUGACAGCAAGCUUAGUAUUCAUGUGUUAUCUCAUCCCCGGCCUCUGGGAAGCACUCAAUGCAGCAGGUGUUCACCAAAGAUCCUACUUAGCCGCCCCGGUGAAAGAUGGUGAUCGAGUUGCUUAUGAAACGUUAGCCCUGCACUUGAGUGACGUGGAAGAUAGGAGCCUCUCAGCAUUGGAAAUGUCAGCAUUACUUGGACAUUGUUGUACAUUGCUUAUAGGUGUAGUCAUCGGCUCAUCUGAGAAGAUUCGAAGUGGUUCAGAGCAGAUUAAAAGAUGGUUUAAGACUCUCAUGGUCACAUUGAAUAAGCAAGGCCAUAGCAAAACCGCAACGGCACUCGAUCUCUAUCCACCAAGUUCAGCUAUCGACUGGAUCAACUCUCAACCAUGGGCAGGAAACCUUAUACUCGGUCUUCUAAUGACUACUUUUGAGUCACCAGGAAGAGAACUCAUGGAUCAAAUUAGGAUGGUUGCAAGUUAUGCUCAGAUGACAACUUACUCAACCAUCAAACAGUACCUUGAUCAGUGCAUGGAUGCUACACUCGCGCUCCCAGCUGUCGCAUCUGAAAUUCCCAAAUUUCUCUACACUGAGCAGGAUCUCAGAAGUAAACUUGGAGAAUGGUUUGAGUUCAUGGGAGCCAUUCGACAUCCUGAAGUAAUCAAGCUUGCCCCAAGGUCAUUCCCAAACCUAUCUUCUGCCGCCCUUUUCUGGAGCCGCAAGGAAAGUGCGACAGUGACAGCCUUCAGAGCGCCUGUGAUCCAAUUAGGGUCUUCAUUGACCGAAUCUCUUCUGACUCGAGCAAGGAGGAGAGAGAUUGUCCGAUCUGGUAUUGGUGGAGAGAUGACUCCAAAUAUUAAGAAAAUAUUAGGAUUAGUGGGUGUUACUGGUUAUGCAACUGACAAGUGA